AUGGCCAUCGGGCAAGUCGUCAAGGGCCCUGCCAUCGACGAGGAAGCUCGGGCAGAGGUCGACGUGCUUAAUUCCCAUCUAGAGAAGACGACGCAACUGACUAAGAAGAUUCAAGCAAGUUUGGGUCGCUUAGAGACAUCUGGCCAGAGCGUGCGUGACGUUGCUGGGCCAUUGAAUGGUGAAACCAGAAGGAUCCAGACUCUUGGCCACAAUAUCGAUUCGAUACUUUCAGCCAUCGAUCGGCUUCGUCAGCCAGCCGAUAGUAAAGGCGAUGAAGAACAAACAAUCCGGUCUGGCCCAGACAGGGCUGGGCUACCGAAUUUCUUAGCAUCCAUGAAACGACUCAACAAAUCAUACAACGACAUGCAGAUAUCUAAUCUUCGUGCCAACCAGCGCACUAUGGCCGAUCUAGGACGGCUUAUCCAAUCCGGUAACAGUCAACUCGAAGGCUAUUUUGAUCACUUGCUCCGUUCCGAUACACCUCGUACCGUUGAGCCCCUUCACUACAUUACGAAAGACAAACCUUUCCCUGUCUUUUCACAGGACAUGAUCGCCCGCCUUGGCCUUGUGUGCUCCUACAUUUUGGCCAAUCAACACGGAAAUGACAUUGAAUCUCCUGUCACGAGGAUUUACGCCGAAAUUCGUGGACCAUACAUCUCGGCAUCGUUGGCCAACUUAGCAGCAGCUAGUGUGAAUACAGCGAAGAAGAAGAACGCGAGCGCUGUUUACCGGGCAGGAACAAAUGGAAUCGGUACAUACGCGCAAGCAAUGGAGGGCAUGUUUGUUUCCGAAUAUGACAACAUAUGCAGCAUCUUUCCUCGGAACAACUGGGCCUCAAUCUUCCAGGUUACCUGCCAGGCAGCUUUAAAUGAGCUAGCAAGGACUCUACGCGAGCUUAACUCUCAUAUCAAGGCCCAUCUCGCAACAGACUGCAACCUUGCCUACGAGAUAACAGAGAUACUUGGUGGCUUGACUGACCGGCUUGAGGCUCGGACCGGGGAGCUGAAGAGUUCCUUGACAGCUUCAUUGAAACCGGUACGGGAAACAGCAAAGUCCUCGUUGUCGGAAUUAAUGGAUGAAACGAGACGAAAGGUCAAUGCUUUACAGACAUUGCCCUCUGAUGGUGCACCAACUCCUAUCGUCUCGGAAUCCAUGCGACGUUUGCAAUCGAUGGUGGAGUUCCUGCAACCAAUAUCAAGUAUCAUGGUAUCGCUCGGCGAUGGUGGUUGGAAGUCGGGAGCCAGUGCAGGUAGUCGAGCCGGAGACGGCGUUCCCAGUCUUGCGUCAUUUGAUUUUGCUGCGGACGGGAAGGACAUAUUUGCCCACUAUUGUCUCGAUACAGUCGAUGUGCUGCUAUCUACUCUUGAACAGAAGGCACGAAUCCUCCUCAAGGGGAAAUCGGUAGUCGGUGUCUUCCUUGCCAAUAGUGUCAUCAUCAUUGAGCGUAUGAUUAUGGACUCUGACCUGUCGUCCUUGCUCUCUGCUCGGCUUGACCAGCUCGACCAAUGGCGGAAAAAAUCAACGGCACUGUACACAGAUAUUUGCAAAGACUUGUCGAUACACUUGUUUGACACUAUACAUACAAAUCGCACUCAUAGACCGACAUCCGGGCCUUCCGACUCAGCGUCAGUUGUGAAGGGCCUGAGCAGCAAGGACAAGGACAAAAUCAAAGAAAAAUUCACACAGUUUAAUAAUGCGUUUGAGGAUAUGGUUUCUCGCCAUAAAUCAUACAGCAUGGAGCGUGAGGUUCGUGCCAUGUUUGGGGAAGACAUCCGCCAGAAACUGCAGCCACUCUAUGAGCGAUUUUGGGACCGGUAUCAUGAGAUCGACAAGGGCAAGGGCAAGUAUGUCAAGUACGAUAAGUCAUCUAUGGCAGCCGUCUUCCUUAGCCUGGCAUCUUAA
Clonostachys rhizophaga is the source of this 1902-nucleotide messenger RNA. The record is from the annotation of a GenBank genome assembly. NCBI's taxonomy places the organism in Eukaryota, Fungi, Ascomycota, Sordariomycetes, Hypocreales, Bionectriaceae.